AAUUUUCUCAAGUUGAAAAACCAAUUUUCCAAGGUUACAAACCAAAAUCAGUCUUCUUUUCGAUAUACAGGCGUUCAAUUUAGUUUAUUAUGCCUGUUCCUUGGAAUUUUCUAAAUUGAUUAACAAUUCUACAUUGAACACUGCAUGGGGAUGAAUUAUGGCCAGGACAUCUGUUUGGUGGAGUGUGAUAUGUGCGGUCAUUGCUGUAUGACCCAGGAGGGUCUGGACCUCCACAGGCUGUCCCAUACGGGUCAGACCCCCCUACGCUGCCCCCUGUCCCCCUGCAGACGUCGCUUCGCCUCCAGCUCAGCCCUAGGGGAGCACAUCGUGGCCCACUGCCAGGGGACUCUGGGGAAGGGCCGCGGCUCCAAGAGGUUCCACUGCCAGAUCUGUGGCAAGGACUUUGCCUACACAUCCACCUUCAACGUCCACAUGAGGAUCCACACCGAUGAGAGGCCCUUCGAG
Coregonus clupeaformis (lake whitefish) is the source of this 465-nucleotide messenger RNA. RefSeq names its product zinc finger protein 879-like. The transcript has 2 exons. The record is from RefSeq and is a predicted model, not a curated record. The annotation marks the transcript as partial. Gene Ontology annotation, biological process: regulation of transcription by RNA polymerase II. Gene Ontology annotation, molecular function: RNA polymerase II cis-regulatory region sequence-specific DNA binding; DNA-binding transcription activator activity, RNA polymerase II-specific. Gene Ontology annotation, cellular component: nucleus. NCBI's taxonomy places the organism in Eukaryota, Metazoa, Chordata, Actinopteri, Salmoniformes, Salmonidae.